GGGCGGCGCAGGAGGCGAGUGGAGGAACAUGUAAGGGCACAUCCCUCGAGCUGCCGCCCAGCGCGCAGGCAGAGCCCAGCGAGCGAGCGGGCGAGCGUGGUGCCAGUGCGCAGCCGGGCUCUCGGACCGGGAAGCCACCGGGGCACCGGGCAGUGGCCGGGCGGGGCAGCUCGCGCGGGGCGGCGGAGGGGCCGGAGCGGGGCUGCGGGCGCCGAGCGGACGGCGGUGGCCCGAGGACUGCGCGGCGGGCGUCCCGGACAGCCGGGGCGCAGGUGGCAAGGCGCGCGGCCAGCCGGCCCCGGGCGCCAGAAUCCGGCGCUGCCGAGCCGGGGAGGGCGCAGCGCCCACCGCAGCCUGCAGUUUUCCCGGGACGUCUGGGCGCCCAUGACGGCGGCGGCGACUGUGCUCAAGGAGGGCGUGCUGGAGAAGCGCAGCGGCGGGCUGCUGCAGCUGUGGAAGCGGAAGCGCUGUGUGCUCACCGAGCGCGGGCUGCAGCUCUUCGAGGCCAAGGGCACCGGCGGCCGGCCCAAGGAGCUCAGCUUCGCCCGCAUCAAGGCGGUGGAAUGCGUGGAGAGCACCGGGCGCCACAUCUAUUUCACGCUGGUGACCGAGGGAGGCGGCGAGAUCGACUUCCGCUGCCCCCUCGAGGAUCCUGGCUGGAACGCCCAGAUCACCCUGGGCCUGGUCAAGUUCAAGAACCAGCAGGCAAUCCAGACUGUGAGGGCCAGGCAGAGCCUCGGGGCCGGGACCCUCGUGUCCUAAACCGCACAACUUGCCAUCUUACCUUCAUGCUCCGCACCCUCCCCACCACGUGGUGUACGGAGGUCAAGUCAGCUCUCCUGCCCCUUUUGGCUCAUGGGAGCGUGACUGUGCUCCAUAUGUCGAGGCGGAAGCCAUGGUCACGUGGAGGAGACGCUGGAGCUGAAGGAAUGGAUGGGGCCCGGGGAGGAGGGCAGAAGGCCAUGUGGGGCUGAGGAUGAAGAUUCAGCCCCUGGACACUCUCAGAGUCUCCGGACAUUCCCAGCUCAGGGCUUUGCAGCCACAGCCUGACGUACAGAUGGUGAUGGAGAGCUGGCAUCCAAGCACCCUCCCCUCGGCGGCCCUGUCAUCUGGCUGCAGACUGUUGUUAGUCCCCAGCUUGUGCCAUGCCGCGAGGAGGACAUUUCCCCAUGGGGUGCCAAGCCAGUGCCUCAGGACUCAGGAGGCCAGCCUGGUACCCCGGGGAGGAACCAGCCUGGCAUCACUUCUGGACUCACCUUGGUGGGGGGAGCUGAUGGGCCCUGAGGCCCGCACUUGAGGGUCUCCUGCUGCUUAGGUCCUUCUGGGACCCCCACCCAUCCAGGCCUUUUCUUUGCACACUUCGCCCCCCACCUCCUGCCCAUCUUCCCCCCCACUGUGGUGCUAGGCCUGGAGGUGGUGGGGGUGGGGUGGGGGUUUGGCCAUUACCAUUUCAUGCCUAUCCCAAAAUGAAGAGUCCCCGCAAAGGGCAGUGACCACACUGUUUGCUGAAUGGAGUUCUUUGCCCACAAAGACCCAGUGCUUGGAGCAUCCCUCUCCUACCCCCGCUUCUCCACUCCAUAACCCAUUCUGAGAUCUCCGGCCUGGGUGGGGAGAGACACUGCAGCCCUAGGAGGCACGACCUCAGCGGUCCUAGGAAGGAGGGACCGUAAGGCCUGGACUGAGGGAUGUUCUACUGGCCAACUCAGUCUAUGUAGCUGCUUUUCCAGAAGGCCAUGCCGCCCCUGCCAUCCUGGGAGGUGGCUCAGCUUUCUGAGCAGAGUUGGUCUCCCUGUCAUUUAUAUACUCAGGCUUCAUACAUUUAUGCAGUAAGUAUUCCUUGCUGGAUGGUUUAAAAGGAAUGAUUACAGCACGGGAAAAGCUGAAGUACAGAGAAAUAGCUGCCUGAGUUACACAGAAACUCAUCGGGUAACCCUCGAGAUCUUUCCAUGUUGUGGUCAGCAGUUUACUCUGCCCUCCUUUCCUCCAUUGCCCACCACGUCUGGCCUUCCCUGUGGCAAAGCAGUGGCCUACUUCAGAGUCUCCAGAAGGAACGAGGGGGCUGUGUAGCCCCCUUCAACAAUUUGAAGUCUCUUUAAUAACCUCUUUGUGCUUCUGACCUGUUUCGUUCCCCAUCAGAUUUCUCCUACUGUCCAGCCAAGACCUCCCCAUCCUAUGUCCCAGUACCUUAGAGUCCUCGGGAGUACCUUGUUCAUCUGCUACGAGCACCGCGUCUCACAAGUGACAAAGAACUUACAGAUUACAAGAGAGUUUUGACAAAUAUCUCAUUUAUUACCUCAUUAGGCUGUAUCCCUGUUUCAUGGAUAGCUUAGUCCCAGCAUCGCAAACAAGCAUCAUCUUCCACGCCACCCCUGGUAUGUGCUGAGCAAGAUCUGGGCUCCCCUAGCAUGCUGUGGUCAAUUGGUGAUGUCUGUCAUGGGCUUGGGGAGAAAGAUGGUGACGAUGACCACACUUGGGUGGCUGGUGGGGGGGGGUUGGCGAGAAGAUGAUGGGGUCUCCACCCCUUUGUUGGAGCCAUGUGAAUGGGAAAGGGUUAGCAUCUCUCUUCUAUAAGACGGCCUCUAAAAUAGAAUCCUUGCUCUUCAAAUCGAACUGAAAGGCUGCUGAUGGUGGGGAUUCAGGCAUAAAGAAAGAAAAGAGGUAUCCAGACCCUCAGAAGUGAGAGAGUGGGAGCAGGUGGGAGUGGAUGCAGGCAAAUACGUACUCCUAGAUGCCUCUCCUCUGCCAGUGCUGUGCUUGGCACUGGUGAUGCAGAGACGGGGAACACAAUCUGACCCUGCCCCGAGAAGCCCUGAGUCUGGUAGAGAGCUAAAAUGCCAACUGGUGCCUGUAGAGCUGGUGUGAGCAUCCGGGGGAAUGCUGGGCUCUGCCUCCUCUGCCCAGCACUGUGUUAGCCUCACUGGUGUUUGCCAGAUCAUUCUGAGAGCCUGGCUGCAAAGGGCAGUGGGGGCACAGCCAGCAUGGGGUGUCCAGGGGCAGGGGGCACACAGAGCAGAGGAAGAGGCAGGCUCUGGUUUCUGACACUCCCUGCCUUUCUGGAACACAGCCCUGUUGGUUCCACCUGUGCUUUCGUUCCUGCCCAAACCCAGCUUCAGUUUCUCCCCGUGCUGGGAGAGCCCCGGCCCCUCUGAUGGGUGUGCUCCAGUUAGAACCCCUAGCACAGACCCUAGAAUGUAGUAGGCCCUCAGUAUACAUUAAUAGAGGUGGGGGUUGUUGCGAUGGGGAAGAUCACUUCCUACCACUUGUAAGAGAGUCCCAUGGCUUCCCGAAGGCUCCAAGAAGUCAUAGCACAGGGAUUGGGACCUUACACCCUGAAUUUAUGUUUUUGUUUUUGUUGUUUUUAAAGAUAUGUGACCUUUGGGGAGUCUUUGUCUUCCUGCUGGGGAGGGAGACACCCUGCUUUGUGACUUCAGGGGUGUUUUCGCUGCUCUGGCAACUCUAGAUUCUAAAAAUGGAUCAUAGGCCCUCACCCUAGGAAUGCUUGGCUGGACCACAGAGUAGGGUCAAGGCCUCUUUGGGGGCACAAACAGGCCCCGACAGUGCCAGCAGACAUGCAUGAGAUGGAAAAACUGCUCGGUUGGGCCCAAGGAUGCCGUGAGGCCAGGGAGGGGCUGCUGCUUUCUCUCCCCCUGGCCCGGCAGCCCCGGCCUCACCCCUGCCUGAUGCGUGAGUCAUCGAUGGGAAAAUGAGAAAGGGCAAGUCCCAGCCCAGCAACUGGGAGUCCUAUGAGGCUAGGGGUGGGGAGACAGAGGGGAGAAGGGAUGGGCUUGCUCAGGUCAGGGUGAGCUGAGGCUGGGGCUGAGGCUUUGGCAAGAGUGAGCCUGUUGCCAGGGUGAGAAGGAAGACGAGCGCAAGGAGCCAGAAUUGGAGCCCACAGGCAGGCACUGUAGCAGGAAGGAGUGAGGCUAGAUCUGUAGGGCAUCCUGGUUACAAGUCUGUAAUCUGGCCUUUCCUGGAAGUUAGGGCUGGAGAGGUGCCGUGGGCAGUUGUCCUACCAGGCCCAGGGACCUGGGUAAGACUGUGUGUCCCACUGUGCGCCAGGCUGCUGGUUGGGAGGCUGCAUAGUCCUGGUUUGGCCUCCAGUCUCUGUUCCAGGCCGCAUGCCAUGGUCCCCUAGUGUGUUCUGUCCAGAAUGCAAUUCAUUCUCCUGUUUCAAACCUCCAGGGGCUUGCCCACUGCGAUGGAGGCAGUCCAGGCUCCUUGGAGGUGCUCUCUCCACAGUCAGGGCCCUUUGUAAUGCACCUGUCUGCACGAUCCCCACAGCCAGGGCCCCUGCGUGCAGCCGCCCCCAUUCCAGGCUGGCAAAGGCUGUCUCACACACCCAGGCCUUCGCACCCACCUCCUCCUGCACAUUUUUGCAGUGUUGGCUCACCACCUCGGAGGGGCCUCCUCUACUCUGCCUAUGGUCCAGGCUGGGUAGCUGCUCUCUCCUCUGUAUGCUCAUAGUUUUUCCAUUACUCACCCUCCAUUGCUGGCUUACUCGUCUGCCUGCUGUACUAGGUGGCCAGUGCCUGUCAUUUGUGUACUCCUGCUAUCUCACAGUAUCUGGCACACAGCAGGUUCUUAAUGAUAAUAAUGGCAAACGGUAUUAGUGCUUACUUUGUGCCCAGCAUUGAUCCAAGAACCGUACAAUUAUUGAAUCGUGUCAUGCUUCAGCAACUCUGUGAGGUAGGUGUUGCUCAUAACUCCCGUGUUUUGCGUUAAGAAACUGAGGCUCAU
Molecule: messenger RNA, 4737 nt
Organism: Panthera uncia (snow leopard)
Lineage: Eukaryota; Metazoa; Chordata; Mammalia; Carnivora; Felidae
Gene: PHLDA3
Product: pleckstrin homology like domain family A member 3
Exons: 2
Coding region: 385-762 (125 amino acids)
Biological process (GO): negative regulation of phosphatidylinositol 3-kinase/protein kinase B signal transduction; intrinsic apoptotic signaling pathway in response to DNA damage by p53 class mediator; positive regulation of apoptotic process
Cellular component (GO): plasma membrane
Molecular function (GO): phosphatidylinositol phosphate binding
Source: RefSeq, a predicted model, not a curated record